Messenger RNA from Knipowitschia caucasica, 870 nucleotides. The record is from the annotation of a GenBank genome assembly. NCBI's taxonomy places the organism in Eukaryota, Metazoa, Chordata, Actinopteri, Gobiiformes, Gobiidae.
AUGAAAAAGAGGAAGUAUUGUACAGAUUUUAAAAGGCUUGAUGGCAAAACCGCUCUUAUUACAGGAGGAAAUUCAGGCAUAGGCAAAGAGACUGCUGUGGCCUUGGCUCGUCGAGGUGCCCGUGUUAUUAUUGCCUGUAGAGAUGUGGAGAAGGCAGAGAAAGCUGUUCGAGAAAUCAAGUUCAAGAGCCACAGUCUUAAUAUCCUUCACAUGGAGCUAGACCUGGCCAAUCUGCACUCAAUCAGAGAAUUCUGCAAGAAGUUCCUUAAAGCUGAAAAGAGGCUUGACAUAUUGAUAAACAAUGCAGGCAUGCCCAGUGUCCUAGACUGGACGGACGAUGGAUUCAGCAUGUGUUUUGGCGUGAACCAUUUGGGUCAUUUCCUCUUAACAAAUUUGCUUCUGCCUCGUCUUAAAGAGUGUGCCCCGAGCAGAGUAGUCACACUGACCUGCUCUAUCUACAAAUACCAGAAACUGGACUUUCAGGAUUUAAACUACAAUCUACUGCCGUUCUUCACCUAUAGCCGCAGCAAACUGGCAAACGUGUACUUCAGUCAGGAGCUGGCUCACAUCACCGAGGGAAAAGGAGUCACCUCAUAUGCAGUUCAUCCAGGCUUCGUGCGGAGCGGCUGGACGUGCCACUACUCAUUCCUGUUCCGCAUGCUGAUGGAGGUGGUGAUGCGGCUGUUCUUCGUGUCGUGCGAGGUCGGAGCUCAGAGCGUGGUGUAUUGUGCCGUGUCUGAUGAAGUCGCUAAACACAGCGGAGGAUACUUUGUGGACUGUAGACUGGCCAAUCUGCGCCCCUUUGCCAGAGAUGCUGGGGUGGCUAAAAAACUUUGGGAGGCCAGUGAGAGGCUGGUAAACUUGUCUUGA